Drosophila grimshawi is the source of this 4600-nucleotide messenger RNA. RefSeq names its product cleavage and polyadenylation specificity factor subunit 1 (gene CPSF1). Bases 64 to 4434 code for a protein of 1456 amino acids. The transcript has 2 exons. Gene Ontology annotation, cellular component: nucleus; mRNA cleavage and polyadenylation specificity factor complex. Lineage: Eukaryota; Metazoa; Arthropoda; Insecta; Diptera; Drosophilidae. Gene Ontology annotation, molecular function: nucleic acid binding; protein binding. The record is from RefSeq and is a predicted model, not a curated record.
UCUUGAUUAGUGGGAAAUGUUUUAAUUUGUUGUUACUAAUCAUUGUACAUAACUGCGGCAAAGAUGUUCUCAAUGUGCAAACAAACACACGCGGCCACCGCGAUCGAAUUCGCCAUUUCGUGCCGCUUCUUUAACAAUGUCGAGGAGAAUUUGGUGGUCGCCGGCGCCAAUGUGCUCAAAGUGUAUCGCAUUGCGCCCAACGUGGACGCAGUGCAGCGCCAAAAGCUCAAUCCCAGCGAGAUGCGUUUGGCGCCCAAAAUGCGUCUCGAAUGCCUGGCGAGCUAUACUCUGUACGGCAACGUUAUGUCGCUGCAGAGUGUCUCGCUGGCAGGCGCCAUGCGAGAUGCUCUCCUAAUUAGUUUCAAGGAUGCAAAGUUGUCGGUGCUGCAACUGGAUGCGGAUACACAAACGCUGAAAACGCUGUCGCUGCACUACUUCGAGGAGGAUGAUAUACGUGGCGGGUGGACGGGUCGCUAUCAUGUGCCCGUGGUCAGAGUCGAUCCGGAUGCGAGAUGUGCCAUAAUGUUGGUCUAUGGCAAGCGUCUGGUUGUCCUGCCCUUUCGCAAGGACAACAGUUUGGAUGAGAUUGAGUUGGCCGAUGUGAAGCCUAUUAAGAAAGCGCCUACUGCUAUGGUUACACGUACGCCCAUCAUGGCCUCCUAUUUGAUUGCGCUGGCCGAUCUCGACGAGAAACUGGACAAUGUGCUGGAUAUACAAUUUCUGCAUGGCUAUUACGAGCCGACACUGCUCAUACUCUACGAGCCCGUACGCACCUGUGCCGGUCGUAUUAAGGUCAGGUCGGAUACAUGUGUCCUCGUUGCGAUCUCCUUAAAUAUACAGCAGCGAGUGCAUCCGAUUAUUUGGACAGUGAAUAACUUGCCCUACGAUUGCCUGCAAGUCUUUCCCAUACAGAAACCGAUCGGUGGAUGUUUGGUGAUGACAGUGAAUGCUGUCAUCUAUUUGAAUCAGAGUGUUCCUCCCUACGGCGUCAGUUUGAACAGCUCGGCGGAUAAUAGCACCGCCUUUCCGCUGAAGCCACAGGAUAAUGUGCGCAUCAGUUUGGAUUGUGCGAAUUUCGCCUUCAUCGAUGUGGAUAAGCUGGUGAUAUCGUUGCGCACUGGAGAUCUCUAUGUGCUCACGUUGUGUGUGGACUCGAUGCGAACGGUGAGAAAUUUCCAUUUUCACAAGGCGGCGGCAAGUGUGCUCACCAGCUGCAUCUGUGUCUGUCACACCGAGUACAUCUUUCUUGGCUCUCGUUUGGGCAACUCGCUGUUGCUGCACUUCACCGAGGAGGAUCAGAGCACAGUGAUUACCCUGGAUGAUGUCGAGGCGACUGUCGAGCAACAAACCAUUGAGCAAUCACCCGAAGAAUUGGCAGAGGAAUCGCCCGUCUACGAUGUGGAACAACAUGAAGCGCCACCGCAAUCGAAAUCGCGUCGCAUCGAAGAUGAGGAACUCGAGGUGUAUGGCUCGGGAGCGAAGGCAUCUGUGCUGCAGCUGCGCAAGUUCAUCUUUGAGGUCUGCGACAGUCUGAUCAAUGUGGCGCCCAUUAAUUACAUGUGCGCUGGCGAACGCGUCGAGUUCGAGGAGGAUGGCGCCACACUGCGUCCACAUGCGGAUAACCUGAACGAUUUGAAGAUUGAACUGGUCGCCGCCACGGGUCACAGUAAAAAUGGCGCCUUAUCCGUUUUUGUCAACUGCAUUAAUCCUCAGAUCAUCACAAGCUUUGAGUUGGAGGGUUGUCUGGAUGUGUGGACAGUGUUUGAUGAUGCAACGAGAAAGGCAACGACUGCCAGACAGGAUCAACAUGAUUUUAUGCUGCUCUCGCAGAGAUCUUCGACGCUGGUGCUGCAAACCGGGCAGGAGAUCAAUGAGAUUGAGAAUACGGGUUUUACGGUCAAUCAACCUACGAUCUAUGUGGGCAAUCUGGGCCAGCAGCGAUUCAUAGUGCAGGUAACCACUCGGCAUGUGCGUCUGUUGCAGGGCACACGUCUCAUCCAGAAUGUGCCCAUCGAUGUAGGCUCGCCGGUGGUGCAGGUGUCCAUUGCCGAUCCCUACGUGUGUCUGCGUGUGCUCAAUGGACAGGUCAUCACGCUAGCGCUGCGCGAGACACGUGGCACACCCCGCCUGGCCAUCAAUAAGCAUACGAUUAGCAGUUCUCCGGCUGUUGUUGCGAUUGCAGCGUAUAAGGAUCUGUCGGGUCUGUUCACCUGCAAGGCAGAUGAUGUGCUCAAUUUGACGGGCAGUUCGGGUGCAGGAUUUGCCAAUAGUUUUGGCGGCUACAUGAAGGCGGAACCCCAUAUGAAGGUGGAGGAUGAGGAGGAUUUGCUGUAUGGCGAUGCGGGCAGUGCUUUCAAGCUGAACAGCAUGGCGGAUCUGGCCAAGCAAUCGAAGCAAAAGAAUUCGGAUUGGUGGCGCCGCCAACUCAUUCAGGCCAAGCCCAGCUAUUGGCUGGUGGUGGCUCGACAAAGUGGCACCCUAGAAAUCUAUUCCAUGCCCGAUAUGAAGCUCGUAUAUUUGGUUAAUGACAUUGGCAAUGGUGCUUUGGUUUUGAGUGAUGCCAUGGAAUUUGUGCCCAUAUCGCUGACGCAGGAGAACUCCAAGGCGGGCAUCUUACACGCCUGUAUGCCACAGCACGCCAACUCUCCGCUCCCGUUGGAACUCUGUUUGGUUGGAUUGGGUCAGCAUGGCGAGCGACCGUUGCUGUUGGUGCGCACACGUCUCGAGCUGCUCAUCUAUCAGGUCUUUCGCUACGCCAAGGGUCAUCUCAAGAUACGUUUCCGCAAGUUGGAGCAACUGCAUCUGCUGGAACAGCAGCCCACACACAUUGAGCUCGAUGGCGAAGAUGUGGAGGAGGCAGAAUCAUACAAUAUGCAAGCGAAAUAUGUGCAAAAGUUGCGCUACUUUGCCAACGUGGGUGGUCUGGCUGGGAUUAUGGUGUGUGGCGUGAAUCCCUGUUUUGUCUUCCUCACCUCGCGUGGCGAGUUGCGCAUCCAUCGACUGCUGGGCAAUGGAGAUGUGCGCAGCUUUGCCGCAUUCAACAAUGUGAAUAUACCGCAUGGAUUCCUCUACUUUGACACCACCUACGAGCUGAAGAUCUCGGUGCUGCCCAGCUAUCUGAGCUACGAUGCGGCGUGGCCGGUGCGCAAGGUUCCCCUGCGAUGCACACCCCGCCAGUUGGUCUAUCAUCGCGAGAAUCGCGUCUAUUGUCUGAUCACCCAAAAGGAGGAGCCGAUGACCAAAUAUUAUCGCUUCAAUGGCGAGGAUAAGGAGCUGUCCGAGGAGUGUCGUGGCGAACGCUUCAUUUAUCCAAUUGGUUCACUGUUCGAAAUGGUGCUCAUCAGUCCAGAGACAUGGGAAAUUGUCCCAGAUGCCUCCAUUCAAUUCGAGCCUUGGGAACAUGUCACAGCUUUUAAGAUUGUGAAGCUUUCGUAUGAAGGAACGCGAUCUGGGUUGAAGGAGUACCUAUGCAUUGGCACCAAUUUCAACUAUAGCGAGGAUAUCACCAGUCGUGGCAACAUUCACAUCUAUGACAUCAUUGAGGUCGUCCCGGAACCGGGCAAACCCAUGACCAAAUUCAAGCUCAAGGAGGUCUUCAAAAAGGAACAAAAGGGUCCAGUUUCGGCUAUCUCCGAUGUGGUUGGAUUUCUGGUCACUGGCCUUGGCCAGAAGAUCUACAUUUGGCAGCUAAGGGAUGGAGAUCUCAUCGGUGUCGCCUUCAUCGAUACGAACAUCUAUGUGCAUCAGAUUAUAACCGUUAAAUCCUUGAUAUUCAUCGCCGAUGUUUACAAGUCAAUCAGUUUGCUGCGCUUCCAGGAGGAACAUCGCACUUUGUCAUUGGCUUCCCGGGAUUUCAAUCCCAUGGAAGUGUUUGGCAUUGAGUUCAUGGUAGAUAACUCCAAUUUGGGCUUCCUUGUCACCGAUGCCGAGCGCAAUCUCAUUGUCUACAUGUAUCAGCCGGAGGCGCGUGAAUCGCUCGGCGGACAAAAGUUGCUGCGCAAAGCGGAUUAUCAUUUGGGUCAGGUGGUGAACACCAUGUUCCGUGUGCAGUGCCAUCAGCGAGGUCUGCACCAGCGCCAGCCCUUCCUCUACGAGAACAAGCAUCUGGUCAUCUAUGGCAGUUUGGAUGGCGCUUUGGGCUACUGUCUGCCACUGCCGGAGAAGGUCUAUCGGCGAUUUCUCAUGUUGCAGAAUGUGCUGCUCUCGUAUCAGGAUCAUUUGUGUGGCUUGAAUCCCAAGGAGUAUCGCACCAUUAAGUCGGUCAAGAAACUGGGCAUUAAUCCGUCGCGUUGCAUCAUCGAUGGUGAUCUGAUUUGGUCAUUUCGCAUGUUGGCCCACUCGGAGCGCAACGAGGUGGCUAAAAAGAUUGGCACACGCACCGAGGAGAUACUUGCCGAUCUGCUCGAGAUUGAGCGCAUCUCGGCCGUCUUUUAAACCGUGUUCGAUCUCGCUCGAGUGAUGAUUGUAUAUUGUUAACUUUAAGUCUUAUUUCUAUUUAUGGUUAAGUUAAAACCUAACUUGGCUGCUCCAAAAGCAUGGUGGCAACAAAGUAUUUUGUUAAGUGAAGAACGUUUUUAGAUUUUCAAAAUAUAUAUAUAUA